GCCACCGAGCCAUUCUCUUCUCCUCAAAACUUUCCUCUUUCUAUUUUAUCUUCAUCUUCAUCUUCUUCACCUUCUAAUUAUUCUCAACUUUCCAACUGAAGAAUGGGUUCAACAGGUGAGACCCAGAUGACUCCAACCCAAGUCUCAGAUGAAGAAGCAAAUCUCUUUGCCAUGCAAUUGGCCAGUGCCUCUGUUUUGCCUAUGGUUCUCAAAUCAGCCAUAGAGCUUGACCUCCUGGAAAUCAUCGCCAAAGCUGGUCCUGGUGCUUUUGUUUCACCUUCUGAUAUUGCCUCCCAGCUCCCCACAAAGAAUCCUGAUGCCUCUGUCGUUUUGGACCGUAUUCUGCGUCUCUUGGCUAGCUACUCCAUUCUCACCUACUCUCUGCGCACACUUCCUGAUGGCAAAGUUGAGAGGCUUUAUGGUUUAGGCCCUGUUUGCAAGUUCUUGACUAAGAAUGAAGACGGUGUUUCUAUUGCCCCUCUCUGCCUCAUGAACCAGGACAAAGUACUCAUGGAGAGCUGGUACUACUUGAAAGAUGCAGUUCUGGAAGGCGGUAUUCCAUUCAACAAGGCAUAUGGAAUGACUGCAUUUGAAUACCAUGGCACAGAUCCAAGAUUCAACAAGAUUUUUAACAAGGGAAUGGCUGACCAUUCUACCAUUACUAUGAAGAAGCUUCUCGAGACCUACAAAGGCUUCGAGGGCCUCAAGACAGUGGUUGAUGUUGGUGGAGGUACUGGAGCAGUCCUUAGCAUGAUCCUCUCGAAGUACCCUUCGAUAAAGGGAAUCAACUUCGAUUUGCCUCACGUUAUUGAAGAUGCUCCUGCAUAUCCUGGAGUGCAGCAUGUUGGUGGAGACAUGUUUGUCUCUGUUCCUAAAGGAGAUGCAAUUUUCAUGAAGUGGAUCUGCCACGAUUGGAGCGACGAGCACUGCUUGAAAUUUUUGAAGAACUGCUAUGAUGCGCUACCAGAGAACGGGAAAGUGAUCUUGGCUGAAUGUAUCCUCCCUGUAGCACCAGACAGCAGCCUUGCCGCAAAGGGAGUAAUCCAUAUUGAUGUGAUCAUGUUGGCUCACAACCCAGGUGGGAAAGAGAGGACUGAACAGGAGUUUGAAGCCUUGGCAAAGGGAGCUGGAUUCCAAGGUUUCCGAGUUGCAUGCAACGCUUUCAAUACUUAUGUCAUCGAGUUUCUCAAAAAACCUUGAGUUCCUUGGAGCUUUGGCGUCCUAAUUACCUAUUGCUUUGUUGGGGUUUUUGAGAGUACGGUUUUCUCUAUAUAUGUCAAAGGUGGAUUUCCAAUAUAUGCAGUUCUUUUCCCCAAAAAAAAAGUUAUAGUCGCAUAUACUUGUCUAUAUAUAUAUAUAUAUAUGUACUUGUAAGUUGCUUCUAAUUAAUAAAAGUUUUUGAGUUUUGGAUUCAAAUAAA
This is a messenger RNA of Ziziphus jujuba (common jujube), 1420 nucleotides long. RefSeq names its product caffeic acid 3-O-methyltransferase. Bases 103 to 1200 code for a protein of 365 amino acids. Gene Ontology annotation, biological process: methylation. The record is from RefSeq and is a predicted model, not a curated record. The transcript is spliced from 4 exons. Gene Ontology annotation, molecular function: protein dimerization activity; O-methyltransferase activity; S-adenosylmethionine-dependent methyltransferase activity. NCBI's taxonomy places the organism in Eukaryota, Viridiplantae, Streptophyta, Magnoliopsida, Rosales, Rhamnaceae.